CACAUUUCCAGCUGUACCUGUGUGGAUGAAGCUGCUUCUGUGUGAUACACAGAAGUGGAUAUAGCUACAAGGAAGACGCCAAGGAGGUCGGAUAACACACCAGGUAUUAGCAUGUGAGCGCUUGCCUGGCAGUGAAUGAAUCAUGGAGGGAGUCGGUGUCACCGUCUUUGUUACUGUUCAGAAAAUCUACUACCCAUUGCUUUGCAUCAUGGGUAUUCCAGCCAACCUCUUCACAUUCUACAUGAUCUCCUUCCGUAAUUGUGGGAUGUCUGAGACGGCCAUCAUUUACCUGAGCUGUCUGGCCAUUGUGGACACCUUCUACCUGGUGUGGGUGAUCCUCAUUGAUUUGACCCUCACCUUCUGGCUGCUGCAGCCCUUCUGGCACUCCCACCCCUGGUGUGGCAUCCUGGGAUUCCUGCAGUACGGAUCACUCUACAGCUCCUCCUGGAUCGUGGUGGUGUUCACCAUCGAACGUUACCUUGUCCUCCGCAGCACAGCAGCCAAGCAGCACUUCUCUCAGGCCUGGGUCACUAAACUGACAUGUAUGGCUAUUGUCCUGGUGUCACAUCUGGUCUCUGUGCCACUGGGCUGGAUCAAUAUUGUCACACCUGUUAAUUUUACUGUGAAUGGGGAGAACGUGACGCUGCCCAGGUGUCGUUACCGUGAUGAGGCCUACUCUACUGUUAUAGUGUGGAUAACCACCUUCCUCUCAGGGGGAAUCCCCAUUGUGUUGGUCAUUAUCUUCAACUACCUCAUCGGAUAUCAUCUUUGCCGCGCCAGCAACCUCUUCACCAAGGAGGAGCGUCGCGUCAUGCACGGGAGGAGCACCAGGGGCAUGUUGCGGAGGACUAUCCUGUUGCUGGGCACCGUCUCUGUGGCCUUCGUGGUCCUCAGCCUGCCCCGCUUUGUCACAUACUGCAUCCUGAGAACCAAGUACAACAACGAGAACUUCAACAGGAAUGACUAUAGCAUCCCAAUCAAUGUGGCCGGAGACCUAGCCAACAUGCUGCAGAACAUUAAUUCCACCACCAACUUCCUGCUCUACUGCAUGGUCAGCCGGCGCUUCCGACAGGAGCUGGUUCAGGUGGUGACCUGUAAGGCGAAGGCACGUGAGCUGGGGUCUGUUCUCACCCACACAACCAUGAAAGUCUUCUCAGUUGUGGCUCACCAUAAGGCCUCACCAUCGAGCGACCAUGUGACUGUCAUGCUAACCAACCUGAAACAGACAGAGUAGAAAGGAACUGGAAGAAAAGAUCCAACUUUAUAUAAAUAAUAAUCCUUUAAGUCUGAAUGUUCUGUAUUGACCUUGGAAAUAGUAGUUAGCAAAAUAAUCUUAAUUAAAGGCCCACUUACUAGUCAUGUCAUGAUCUUCAUCAGUGGAUAAAACAAGGGCCGAUUGAUGAGUUUGUGGU
Toxotes jaculatrix (banded archerfish) is the source of this 1412-nucleotide messenger RNA. Its product is annotated as probable G-protein coupled receptor 139. The record is from RefSeq and is a predicted model, not a curated record. Gene Ontology annotation, cellular component: membrane. Gene Ontology annotation, biological process: G protein-coupled receptor signaling pathway. The transcript has 3 exons. Gene Ontology annotation, molecular function: G protein-coupled receptor activity. Bases 143 to 1234 code for a protein of 363 amino acids. Lineage: Eukaryota; Metazoa; Chordata; Actinopteri; Toxotidae.